GCAAUACCAUGUUCUCCCGCUCGUCUCUCGCCCGGCCCUUUGUGUGUGCGCGCUGCCUCCGCCACCAGCGCGUCGUGGCCCGUCGCACCUACGCCGCCAUCGCUGCGCUCCCGCACCGCAAGCUGCUUUCUCUUUCUGGGCCUGACGCGCCCAAGUUCCUGCAGGGCCUCACGACCAACAACGUCCCGAGCGCAGCGCAGAACCCGGGCGCCGGCGGCUGGUACACGGCAUUUCUGAACGCCCAGGGCCGCGUGCUGUACGAUGCUUUUGUCUAUCCGAACGCUCAUCUUAGCGGUGGUGACGGCAACGGAUGGGCCUGCUUCAUCGAGGUUGAUGCUAGCUGUUUGGAUGGGCUGAGAAUGCUGCUUAAGCGGCAUAAGUUGCGCAGUAAGGUCACUAUCGUACCAGUCGAGGACUGGGGCGUCUGGAGCGCGUGGCGCGAUAAUGGCGAUACUUCUAUCGACGUGGGCGCGGCAGACAACGCCAAAUUCAUCCACCUGGCCGACGAGCGCGUCCCCGCCUUCGGACACAGGCUCCUUCUGCCGCUGAGCGCCGCGUACCUCUCCUCGUCAUCUUCCUCGACAUCAUCUUCAUCAAUCACAGCAGCCAGCCCCCCGCCCAACCUCCCCCCGCAGUUCCAGGACCUACCCGUCGCCAUGCCCGGCGCAUACGCCGUGCGGCGGUACCUGAACGGGCUGGCGGAGGGCCCCGCAGAGAUGCGGCCGGGCGAGGCACUGCCUCUCGAGAGCAACGUUGACGUAAUGCGUGGAGUGGAUUUCCGCAAGGGAUGCUACGUCGGACAGGAGCUGACGAUUCGGACGAAGCAUACGGGAGUGGUUAGGAAGCGGAUCUUGCCCGUGCGACUAUACGAUUUGGCUGGGGAGGAGCCGCAGACGCUGGAGUUUGAUGGAGAGGAGGCGAAGUGCGUGGCGGGCCUGGUGCCACCUGCAGCGGAUAUCAUGAAGGUUGCGGGUGCGGAUGGGGAGAACACAGGCGGCCCGAAGAAGGGUAGGAGUGCGGGGAGGUGGCUUGAUGGUGUUGGGAACGUGGGGCUGGCAUUGUGCAGGCUGGAGAUGAUGACGGAUGUGAAGGUGGGCCCGGAACCCACAGCUGCGGGGGGGUAUAAACCCGGGAUGCGGUUUGCGAUGAAGUGGGUGCCGGAGGGGCAGGAGGCGGAGAGGAGCAUGGGCGUUAAGGCGUUUGUGCCGGAAUGGCAUCAGCGGAGGAUGGAUGAGGAGGCGGAGUUGAAAGGGAAGAGAAAGAAUGCAGUUCAGAAUAUUUGAGCUGGGGUAGAGUGAGAACGACGGUCAGGCAUUUGUAGAAGAGCAGACUAUUCACUUAUAACAUAUAGUGUACAGUGUUUAGUGGAAAAGCAGAUACCAGCUCCAAGCAAAUGCCACAAAAACCUCGCUGAGCCAACCAUCUAGGCUUUUCCCCCCAAAAGUCAUUGCUCACUGAAACAUAGAGCUAGGAUCCUUCUUCCACUCAUCCAACAAAACUUGGCACUCGACCCUCGCGUCCUCGACAAUGCCAUCCAUCUUGAUAUCGUUCUUGUCAUAGCCAAACGGAUCCUCCAGCUG
Messenger RNA from Aplosporella prunicola CBS 121167, 1580 nucleotides. RefSeq lists its product as uncharacterized. The record is from RefSeq and is a predicted model, not a curated record. Lineage: Eukaryota; Fungi; Ascomycota; Dothideomycetes; Botryosphaeriales; Aplosporellaceae. Gene Ontology annotation, molecular function: protein binding. The coding region runs from base 9 to 1283 and encodes 424 amino acids. The transcript has a single exon. Gene Ontology annotation, cellular component: mitochondrial matrix.